CAUGGAGACGAGAGAACGAGUCUUGAAGGAAGCUGCAACAAGGUGGACAUUAAGGAAGGAACAAGUCAUCUAGACAGGAUGACGGUAGUUAAUGUGGAGUGUUCAUCUAGACAGGAUGACGGUAGUUCAUGUGAAGUGUUCCUACUAAUGAAUGCUGAUGCUGUAGUAUCACAAAACCCACCGGCUGUGAUGAGGCAAUGCCAUGUGAUGGCUUACAGAAAACACAUUAUUGACCAACUGCUCAAGUUUGCCAAACCUAUCAGAAACAACUGUGACCUUCUGUUCUGCAAUUCAAGUGGGAAACAGAUGUUUCGGUGUACCAAAUGCAACAGAAUGUGUCACAAGGCAUGUCUUGGAGUGUGUGAAGGAGCUGAUGUAAGCACCUGUAUUUUGUGUGUUUGAACUUGUCACAUAUCCUAUAAACAUAAUGUUAUCCAGUGACAUGUGUA
Pecten maximus is the source of this 449-nucleotide messenger RNA. RefSeq lists its product as uncharacterized. The coding region runs from base 79 to 402 and encodes 107 amino acids. Lineage: Eukaryota; Metazoa; Mollusca; Bivalvia; Pectinida; Pectinidae. The record is from RefSeq and is a predicted model, not a curated record. The transcript is spliced from 2 exons.